AUGGCGGGAGUCCUCUUAUGGAGGACCAGGAUGCUUGCGGAGGGGCGACUUGGAUGUCUAAAGUUCAUCCCGGCUUGGGGAUUCCGCGUGAGGAGCUCACCUUUAGGACCGAUUUCGACGAAGCUGCUCAACAUCAUAUUAUGUCUGGCGGGAAGUUCACCGCGUUGGUCCAGAAGUACGAGACGGCGCUUCGGGCAGCUAAGGACGAAGCCUUUGUGUUGCGGCAGAGCAGGAGAUGGCCAAGAUGUCGAUACGAUGGUGGCUGAUUUGCAGCAGGAUAAACUGGCGCUUGAGUCGAAGGUCGCGGCGCUGAACAGGGAGAUCGUGAAGACUCUCGGACUCCAGGAGGUAGCAGACAAGCUGAGGGCUCAAGUGAGUGAUCUGGAGGAGGCGCGUCGGGAUGCAGAGGCUUCUGCUGCUGAGAUGGAGCGUCUCCGACGGUCUCGUCGAGAAUCGGUCGAGGCGGCUGUGACUCAGGUCUUCGACUCGGUGAAUGACUGGUAUGCUCCUCGCCUCCAUCGCUUGUCGGAGUUCGUCGCGCAGCGGACAUGGUUGAAGCCGCUGUGGGGAGGAGGCAAGUCGACGAAGCUCUCCUCAACUUUGUGA
Messenger RNA from Microthlaspi erraticum, 606 nucleotides. NCBI's taxonomy places the organism in Eukaryota, Viridiplantae, Streptophyta, Magnoliopsida, Brassicales, Brassicaceae. The record is from the annotation of a GenBank genome assembly.